Molecule: messenger RNA, 2428 nt
Organism: Harpegnathos saltator (Jerdon's jumping ant)
Lineage: Eukaryota; Metazoa; Arthropoda; Insecta; Hymenoptera; Formicidae
Product: kinectin
Exons: 10
Coding region: 190-2019 (609 amino acids)
Cellular component (GO): plasma membrane
Source: RefSeq, a predicted model, not a curated record
ACUCCUCGGCAUGGGUGUAUGUGUGUGUAUCAACGAGACAAUCUCCAUCGCACGAACGAUCUAUCUUGAAGGAAGAUGGCGCACGCGCGCGCGAAGACGAUGAGGUACUCGUCCGCGCGUAAAUUUCCUAGACAACACACACAGUCUAGGCAACUUUCAGACUCGACUCGUCACAUGUAGGGUCGUGAAAUGAGUCAUAGACUGGUUGGCGACACCGUGCUACUCUUCGGACCGGAGAAUUUAAAAAAACCCGUGCGGGGUUAUCUAAUGGCAGCGGGAGAUCAGUUCUUCGCUGAUCGCGUCGAAAAACAGUCGGUUGUGAUCGGCUGCGCUCUCGCCCCGUGCUUUCGCGAGGAGGACAACAACCACGCUCGAAUCCAGAAAAUGAGAGCAAUGAGAUCGCUCGUCCUCUUGACGCUUCUCUAUUGUCUUUGCAUCGACGUUAGCCAUACUAGGGAAAUCACCCAUGAGGAUAUCAAAGAUGCUAUGUUGAGCCUAGUGCAUAUGAUGCGGGAGAAUACGGAGAAGCUGGAAAGGCACGAGGCGAGAGAGCGGCAGCUGGGUGAGCAACUAAAGAAGACAAUAACCGUAAUGGUAAAACGCGUGGCCGCAAUAGACGGUAUGAAGCUGCAACUAAACAAGUUGGAUGAGAAAAUUUCAGGAAUAGAGCAGUUGAUCGCACAGAGGGAUGAAAGGGAGCGCAUCCAGAUGCAAAAGACAGCAGACAGUCUGGAGGAUUUGGAGAGCCGUCUAGAAGCCUGGCUCACUGAAAUCGAAAACAAAGUGGCGGAGGUGAGCUAUCGACCUGAAACGACGACGCAGACGUCGAGCGAUGAACUCGCCAACAUUCUUGGCAAACUGAAUAGUACCGAGAGCAAAUUGAUGAAUGAGAUGGCGAGGUUGAAGGAAGGUUUGCACGACAAUACAGUGAUGAGAGAGAGAGGCUCGGACGCGCUGAUGGAAAAGACACGGAAAAUCUUUUCGGAGGUUCAGGACGUAGCCGCUAAAAUCGGGGACAUUGAGAUCUCUCUGGAGAGAAUAAAGCAGAUGACACAAAUUAUCCAAGAGAAACCGGCGCAACAACUAGACUCGAAUCCGGUGGUCGACGAACACUUUAGAACUUUGGUGCGAGUACAAGAACUGUUGGAGGACACUUCCUACAAGAUACAAGAGUUACCUAGGAUAAAUGAUGUGCAAACGUUGCACAACGAGACACAGACCAUGCUGCAAGAGACGAAGCACGCGUUGAAGGACAUCGUUACACGAGGCAUAGAUCACAUCACGGACGGAGUCAUGGAAGCCAAGGAAGAGACAAAGGACACUGUGACGGCAUUGCGGAUGGAUCUGGCUAACAACGCGGAGCGCGUUAAUCACGACCUGCAGGAUCUGAGCAAAGGUCAGUCUGUGAUAGUCUCUAUGGCUGAUCAUGUGUUGGAUACGAAGAAAAGGGUGGAGUACGGCGUACAUCAGAUCCUGUUAGAAGUAGGCGACUUGGUGAAGACUCAAAGCAACCAUAUUAACAGCACUCUCAACCAGAGAUUCGACGGAAUCUCAAGUGAUAUCAUGGAUAAUCAAAAUGGCGCAUUGGCGAAUCUCACCAGUAAGAUGGAGCAGGAAAUGAACAAGGUCUGGCGGCAGAUCAAUGUAAUGUAUCAACAAAUGACGGAGAGCGCUCGAGCUUUGGACAAGCUACAUCAGCAGAACGAAAAGUAUGUCAAUGGUACCACGUCCACAAUGGGUGGAAUGGAGAGUAAGGUCGGCGAGAUAACGAAACGUAUGAGGGAGGUAGAUGAUAAUUUGAAUUACCUGCUCGGUCGGUUGUCUUUGGUGACGCAGGAAUUCAAUCAGAUCAAGACGGGUUUGGGAGCCGCUCUGGAUAAUAUCAAAGCCUCCUUCAAGAUAGUGCAACAGAAGGCGUUAGAUCUGAGCCACCCUGGUCCACAUCCUCUUCCAGAAAAUUACAACGCUGACUUAAACGAGUCCGAGACCAGGAAGCCAGAUGUUGUGACUGUAAAGUAAACCAUGUCUGAAUCUCAAGUUGAACGGCUGCUGGCUUGAAUUAAUCUCAGUAAGCGGUAAAGGUAGCCAUCUCUUCGUUCUUAGCAAAUUAAUAUUCAGCAACAUCAUCAUCACCACGAUUAUCCUCAUCUUUCUCGUCAUCAUUAUAAUCAUCAUCAUCAUCAUCAUCAGGGAUCGCAAUAUGCCACAUGAUGAAUUUUUUUUAAAUAUAUACCUAGGUUCCGAAUCGUUUAAAUUUUCUCUUGUCCUCUGUCUCAAUUCAAGAAUUUCCUAUGAAAAAAAUCAACAAGCCAGUUAUACAACGAACUAAUAAUCGUUACAGUAUAAUAUGUUAUAUCUAUAAGAAUACAAUCAGUAGAUUGUGGAUGUUCAUGCGUGUCUUUAUAGAAAAUACAUAAGGAACUUACUU